UUCUUUGAAUGAUAAGUUUGUUUUUAUAAAAAAAAAUUACAAUAAAAAUUGCUGCACAUAAAGAAGAAAAAAAAGGCAUAACGUCAGUGAAUUGGAGUGUUGAUACAAGAAGUUGUCAAAGAGUGUUGUGAAAAUAAUUUACUUUUCGCAAUAUUGGUAUACGGUAUUUACGGUGAAAAAGAAAUCAAAUUGAGUGAAUUAAAAGUAUGAGCACAAAUACUACUGAUUUCAUUGAUCCGAAUGGUACGACGUUUAAACCUAAUUACAAUUUACGUGUAACAUCAGCAAAAGACAUGUCGACGCCUAUAGAUCCGUUAAUAAGUCAUGUAGGUGAUGGUAUUUUUCUACAGACCAAAACUGCACAGGGUUUAGCUGGCAUUUUUGUUUGGGCCGCACUUUUUAUUACAUGCCAACAGAUUUAUCAACAUUUACGUUGGUAUACGAAUCCACAAGAACAACGAUGGAUUGUACGUAUAUUAUUCAUUGUACCUAUUUAUGCUACGUACUCUUGGAUAAGUUUACUGUUUUUCAAUUCCGAUAAUGUGUAUGUGUACUUUUUCACUGUACGAGAUUGCUAUGAAGCUUUCGUAAUAUAUAACUUCUUGUCACUGUGUUAUGAGUAUCUUGGCGGCGAAGGAAAUAUAAUGUCGGAGAUACGUGGCAAACCAAUAAAGACCUCAUGUCUGUAUGGAACAUGUUGCCUCAAAGGCAAAACCUACACAAUUGGUUUCUUGCGUUUUUGUAAACAAGCCACCUUGCAAUUUUGUUUGGUCAAACCUUUGGUGGCUUUUAUAAUAAUAUUUUUGCAAGCAUUUGGACAUUAUCACGAUGGUGAUUGGAGUGCUGAUGGUGGUUAUAUUUAUAUUACAGUAAUUUAUAAUAUUUCCGUUUCGUUAGCUUUGUAUGGUUUGUAUUUGUUUUAUUUUGCUACGCGCGAUUUACUGACACCCUUCGAACCUGUGUUGAAAUUCUGUACAAUCAAAUCAGUUAUUUUCUUAUCUUUUUGGCAAGGUGUUGGUUUGGCUAUUUUAGAAAAGGCCAAUGUUAUAUCGCCAAUUGUUGACAGUGCAGGCACUGUAACAUCAACCGGUACAGUAUCCGCUGGCUAUCAAAAUUUCUUUAUAUGCAUUGAAAUGUUAUUCGCUGCAAUUGCUUUACGUUACGCAUUCCCUUAUCAGGUAUAUGCACGCAGUUGUAUUGGUGAUGGUCAUGGACGUUCAGUGACAAUGCAAUCAAUUUCAAGCAGCUUAAAAGAAACAAUGAACCCGAAGGACAUAAUGACAGAUGCUAUUCACAAUUUCCAUCCACAAUAUCAACAAUAUACACAAUAUAGCUCAGGUGGAAAGAAUUCUCGCGGCAUACGUGUUUCUUCCUAUGAUCCAGACGAUCCAAGUUGUAAUGCAUCACAGAACGGUAUCGGCGGUGCUUCAACGAAUGGUAGCGGUGGCAUGAGUGGUUGUAUUGCAUCAAAGACUUUGGGUAAUCAGCGAAAAUUUAUGCCUGGAGGACAACGUGUCGCAACGAUAAGUCAAAAUUAUAAUGAAAAAACCAUGUUGUUGAGCAGUGAUGAUGAAUAUCAGUAAUUAUUGCUGUUAAAAAUGUUUCAAAAAUAUCUUUAUUAUAUGUUUUGUUUUUAAAUGAAUUGAAAAAGAAUUAUAAGGC
Molecule: messenger RNA, 1662 nt
Organism: Teleopsis dalmanni
Lineage: Eukaryota; Metazoa; Arthropoda; Insecta; Diptera; Diopsidae
Gene: Tmep
Product: transmembrane protein 184B
Exons: 9
Coding region: 207-1583 (458 amino acids)
Biological process (GO): transport
Molecular function (GO): transporter activity
Source: RefSeq, a predicted model, not a curated record